Mugil cephalus (flathead mullet) is the source of this 2533-nucleotide messenger RNA. RefSeq names its product FYN-binding protein 1. The coding region runs from base 153 to 1832 and encodes 559 amino acids. Lineage: Eukaryota; Metazoa; Chordata; Actinopteri; Mugiliformes; Mugilidae. Gene Ontology annotation, cellular component: plasma membrane. The transcript has 16 exons. Gene Ontology annotation, molecular function: protein binding. The record is from RefSeq and is a predicted model, not a curated record. Gene Ontology annotation, biological process: integrin-mediated signaling pathway; protein localization to plasma membrane; T cell receptor signaling pathway.
GCCCACAAUGUAUUGCAGAGCAUUUCCUCAUUUGCUCUAAGUUUACUGACAUAGGUCAUGUAGCAGCAGUAGCAGCAGCAGCAGCAUGGAUACUGAGUGACUGCUUGAUAUGGAGCCUUUUGUCUAGCAAUAGUUCACCACUAAAGGCAAACAUGGACAGCGUUGAUGUAAAGGGUCUGAGGGCCAGGUUCAACAACCCGAGCACCUCGGACACCAGCAGCAGGGACAGCGGCUCACCGAAAUCUCCACGACCUGGGUUUGUGAGGGCAAUCCUGCCCUUAACAGAAAGCGACCUGGCUCACAGACUCUCACCCACGGUUCCUCCUCCUAUGGCUGGCCCAGGACUGGUGAGGUUCCCCAGGGCAGAGCCUCAUUUGACCCCCACCCCCCCCAGACCUCCUUCUUUCCCUCGACCGCCACCCAGCUCUGGAGUUAGACCACCGUUUCAGCCGCCACCAGACACCAGCAAAGUCAAGCAGACGGGGGAGAUGCUACAGAACAUUAUGCUGAGGCACCAGAGGCCUCCUGGGAUCAAACCAGUUCCAGGUCCAACUCUGGCUCCAGCUCAGACUGCUGCUCCAUCUCCCUCUAGCCCUAAUCCCCUACGACUGCAGUCCAGACAAAAGAGCGCAGGGGAUGUGGUGCCUCUGAGGAAGCCGCUGCCCGCUGUGGGACCCCUGCCUUUGAAACCCAAACGUCCUCCCAAUGUCAAUUUGGAGCCUUUUCUGAGGAGGAGAAACCACGUUGUAUCAGCAGCUGUACCCCAACCAGCAAACAGAAGGAUGUCUUCGCCAGCGACGAUUAACCCUCCGCAACCUCCGCAACCUCCACAACCUCCGCAACGACACAACAAACCCAGCAGACUGCCGCGACAAAUCGCCUCCGUGGAUAUUGAUGAUGACGACCAGGAAACCUACGAUGAUAUCGCAAGCUUUGAUCACACCGAGUCCUGCAGUGAAAACAGCUCACAGUGUAUGGAUGGGGACGACGAUGAUGUGUAUGAGUUUAUAGACGAGGAUGCCAUAGAGGGGAAUCGCCUUACUGCCGAGAAGGCAAACAAGAAAGAUCUAAAAAAGCAGCAGGAACAGGAGAAGAAAGAACGCGCGGCGCUUCAGAAAAAGCAGAAUGAGUUGAAGAAGAAUUUUCAAUUGCAAGGCGAGAUAGAGGUUCUUCACACAGCCAAAGUCCGACAUGACUGGCAUGGGGAAACGAAACUGGAUCUCAGUGUUCGACAAGGAGAAAGUGUGGAGAUCCUCCGUGUGAAGAAUAACCCGGGAGGAAAGUGGCUGGCCCGCUCCCUGAAUGGAGUCUAUGGAUACAUCAGCAACACUUGCGUGGAUAUCGACUAUGAGGCCGUGAAGCGCAAAGCACUUGAGUCUAAGAAAUUUACAACGUCAGUGUUACCUCCCCCACCUCCAGACCCCCCAACGCUGAUAAAUAUUGAGUCCAACAACAGAGACAGCAUGAAUGAAGAUGAGGAUGAUUACGAUGAUGUUGAAUUCCCGCCUCCACCAGUUGAAAUCAGCAUCGACCCCAAAGUUGAGAAGGAGAUAAGAAAAAAAUUUAAGUACGACGGGCCGCUCAAGGUGCAACAUACCAUGAUGGUGGAUCCUAACUGCAUCAUAAAGAAACCAGGAGGAAAAGAUCUGCAUGUGACUCAGGGAGAGGUCGUGGACGUCAUCCAGUUCAUCGGCACCAAAAAAGCUCUGUGUCGCAACAGUCAUGGAAAAUAUGGUUUUGUGAGCAAAUCUAUUCUUCUUCAAAUGGAGGGAGAUAUCUACGACGAUGUCGACUAUCCGAGUGAUGUUUACGACAAUGACUCUCCACACUGAUUACCGAAUCAUUUCAAACUAAAUACACACACACACACACCCUGGCAAACUGCAAAUAAUAAUAAUAAUAAUAAUCAAACUACCUUUAAACGUAAGCUAUAUAAACUAGGACUCAAACUGGACGCAAUAAACUGAAAAUGAAGUUCAGAUGUAGAACGAUCUGUAGAUAACUCACCAGAGGUUAUGUAGAUUUUUUUUGUUUUGCCCUUUUCAGAUGUGAAAAAACUUCAUUUGUGUCUUGCACCCCAACAAACAAACAAACAAACAAACAAACUUACAAACAAACUAACUAACCAACAAACUAACUAAGGCUGUGUAAAAUCUCAAACUAAAUGCCGAUGCACAGGCAAAACCAAGUGUCAGAGGAGAUUGUAUUUGUUUCCUGAAUACUUACCCUGAAACUGAAGUCUUAAACAGAAAUGUAGUGAUUUUCUUUUUGUAAACAAAUGUAUGUGCACGCACACACGCACACACACACACACACACACACACACACACACACACACACACACACACACACACACACACACACACAUACAGAUGAGCAGAUAAGGUUUGAUGCUGAGAAUCACAAACUUGUCAUUUUUGCAUUGUUUGUCAAACUGCUUGUAUAGAAAAUGAACACACUAUUUCUGUUGCUUUGUGUACUUCUCAGCUCCUGAGAUAAUUUAAAAAAAUAAAUACAUUUUUCUUUUUUCUCA